Molecule: messenger RNA, 719 nt
Organism: Zingiber officinale
Lineage: Eukaryota; Viridiplantae; Streptophyta; Magnoliopsida; Zingiberales; Zingiberaceae
Exons: 2
Coding region: 53-475 (140 amino acids)
Source: RefSeq, a predicted model, not a curated record
GCCUCAAAACCCUUCUCUUCUUCUCCUUUCCCUUCUCUAGCGGCGACGAACUAUGGAUUUCUCCCCCAUUCUUCUUCUCCAAGCUUGCAACCCCCUUCUCUUCUGCUUUUCUCUUCUCCAACAAUCACAAGCAACAAGUUUCUUCUUCCUUGCUGCUGUCCUGCUUCUCGGCAACAUCGUCGGAGCUCCUCGGAGUGUGCCGGAGCUCGCCGGACCACUAGGAAAGGGGGGAAAACAAAGCCCUAGUUGCUCUCUCCUUUUCCCCUCCAACAGCAGCACCUUGCAACCUUUUGUCUUCUGCAACAGCAGCCCUAGCUGCUGUCCUUUUCUUGGCAGCACCGUCGGAGUUCGCCGGAGCUCGCCAGAGCUAGCUGAGGCGGCCAACGACGAAGGGAAAAUAACCCUAGUUGAUGUCCUCAUUUCCAGCAGCCACACAAACUCCUUAGAAGACACGAGCUCGAGUGGAGCGCGGUGACCUGCCGACACCCGCAGAUUUUGCUGUAUAUAAGGUGGAUACAUCUACUAUUGUAUAUUUCCUUGUGCAUGAAUAAAUAUAUAAAUUGUAUUAUGUAUAUGUUGUAUCAUUGUUUUCAAAAAUUGGAAUUAAAAUGAUACUUAAAUAGUGAAAUGGGUAUUAAAUAAUUAAAUCAUUGGAGGGUAAAUAAGUGAUAUUAUUUCUUGUUCAUAUGUCGGUUCAUAUUGGGAUUGAUAUGGGAAGG